AUGCGUUUGUUUUGCGCCUGCAUCCUGUCCUGCUCAGUGUUGAUGGUGAGCGCCGCCGUGUCCAACAGCUUCAGAGACUGCAGACAUUUUUUCUACAUGCAAACGCCUCCAGCAGGGAUCCGAGAGACGAGCCUGAGGAAGAUCUGUCAGAAGUAUGCCGACAAACUGCGCUACGCCACCUUGUACGACAGCAGUCGGCGUCUCCCGCUGUAUUCAGCUUACAUUUUUAAGAAGUCUGAUGGGAAGAGGAGGGCAGACACACCGUGGAUGUACGAGCCUCAGCUGGUGUCUGAAUCGGAGAGCAGCAACAUGAAGGUGCUUCCUCUGACCAAAGACAUUUCUCCUCUUGUCGAGGAGAGCCAGACAGUUUUGGAGGACUACAUAGAUGCUGUAGAAUACAGACGAGGCUCACUGAACCCUGACCAGCACCAAGCAGACCCAGAUGACAAAUCCUCUACCUACACCCUCACCAACGUCGUUCCUCUGAUCGCUGAUUUCCUGGAAACCUCCUGGAGUUCGUACUUGGAUACUGUCCGCCGACGCCUCAACAACUUCUGCCACGGUAAAUCUUACAUCGUGACUGGAGUCACUUUUUCAGGGGCCACCGUCAAGCGCGACAACAGGGACCGUCUUUCAAUACCAAAACACGUAUGGAUGGGAUACUGCUGCCCCAAGUUUGACCGUAACUCACCCUAUGAGGUGAGGUUCAUGUUCCCUAGUUAUGGCGGCUACGCCCUGAAUGAACAGACAGGCAACAAUGUGGUGGAAGUGCCAUUAAAGAAACUGGAGACUUUCCUCAAGAGCCAAACAGAUGUUGAAAAAGACAUGACUAUUUUCUACAAGGGCUGUGUGUCAGAAAACACCAUCGAAAAGAAGCGAAGAGAGGCUGGACCCUGA
Messenger RNA from Poeciliopsis prolifica (blackstripe livebearer), 897 nucleotides. Its product is annotated as endonuclease domain-containing 1 protein. The record is from RefSeq and is a predicted model, not a curated record. The transcript has 2 exons. Gene Ontology annotation, molecular function: nucleic acid binding; hydrolase activity; metal ion binding. Lineage: Eukaryota; Metazoa; Chordata; Actinopteri; Cyprinodontiformes; Poeciliidae. Bases 1 to 897 code for a protein of 298 amino acids.